AUGGAAAAAUACUCUGAAGAAAUUGAAGAAGAAGAAGAAGAAAUUUCUGUACAAGAAAUGCAUUUUAAAAAUAUAAAUAAACUUCAUUAAUCAAAAGAGGCUCACUCGAAAAAAGAAAAGGCCAAUAUUAUUGAAAGCAAUCCUUUUACAAAUAGCACAUGCGUACCUGAAAACCAAAAACCAAUAAAUUUUAUUUGGUAUUAAAAUCGUUUUGAUACAAAUUAAGAAGCUAUGGAUAUCCUAGAGCAGUACUAGGAUAAAAAUAUAGCAUUUGUAUCUAUUUUUGGAAGAAAAUAAAGCGGGAAAACCACAUUAGUGAACAAACUUUUAGAUGUCGAUAAGGGGUGUUAUUUGGGUGGUAAGAGAUAGUAAUGA
Ichthyophthirius multifiliis is the source of this 375-nucleotide messenger RNA. RefSeq lists its product as hypothetical. The transcript has 2 exons. NCBI's taxonomy places the organism in Eukaryota, Ciliophora, Oligohymenophorea, Hymenostomatida. The record is from RefSeq and is a predicted model, not a curated record. Gene Ontology annotation, molecular function: GTPase activity; GTP binding.